CCUACUGAUUCCGUAUAGCCUACAGUCUAAUCAAGAAUUGUUCGCUGGAAAAACAUAUUUAGGUGUUUAUCCAUAACAGAGAGGAGGCCAUUUAUCGCUUUGAGUAGUUUCCAGGUGAUCUACAGUUUCGCAUUAUUGCGUGCCUUCGGCAGUGGGGUGGGUGAGCGAGAAUAUGGGACACGGAACAUCGCUCAAUUCGCAAAGUGAGCUGUUCUGGUAGGCAAGUGCUAUGUUGUGUGCAAGCGCGUUCUUGUAAACACACUCAAAGCUUUAAAUAAAUGUUUUCCAUCGUUUCGAAUUGUUUCUAUUCACGACAGGAGCUUUGAUUUGGGUUUUUGAUUUUUGCAAAACACAACAAAAAGGACGAAUCUCACUCCGGUGGUCGACGGGACAGCCUGUUUGGGGAUUUUGUAUACAAUCAAGGAUAUGAAUCUCCGUAUGAGCGCCGGCUGUGGGGCAGGCUCCUGAGGCAUGGCCAGGGUUCGAGCCUCUCGGACCGGGCCGCGGCGGUGAUGCCUCCCCUGUGAGAGGAUCCGGCCCCCGCUCCCCCACCCUGGUGCUCGCCUCAGCGAUGUGGGCAACUCCCCCCGCUGUCUUCCUCGCUGUCUUCAUCCUGUGCAGACCACAGAUCACGACAGGGAAGACCGUGAAAGACACCGUGGAGGAAUGGAACAAGUACCGGACUGAGUGCCUGCUGAGAAUUAGCACGGAGCCCACCCCCUCGGGACUAUUCUGCGGCCGAAUGUUCGACAUGUACGCCUGCUGGACCGACGGACUGCCCAACACGACGGUCAGAGUGCCAUGCCCCUGGUACCUCCCCUGGCACGAUCAAGUGCGUAAAGGCUUUGUGCUUCGUGAGUGUGGGCCGGAUGGGCAGUGGGCCACCAACAACACCAGCCUGACCUGGCGGGACCACUCCCAGUGCAAUGCGGAUGACAGCCAGCAGCCCGCACAGGAGACCCAGAUGAUGAUCUUGGCCUACUUCAGACUGAUGUACACUGUGGGCUAUUCCCUCUCACUCAGCAGUCUCACCCUUGCUCUCAUCAUCCUGCUCAUUUUCAGGAAGCUGAGGUGCACUCGGAACUACAUUCACACCAACCUCUUCAUCUCCUUCAUUCUGCGAGCCAUCUCCAUCCUCACCCGAGACGCCCUGCUCUCGAGGGAGACCCAGGAGUUCCGGGACAACCGCGACGUGUCCAACGUGCUGAGCGAUAAGGCUCUGUCCGGUUGCCGGGUGGCGCAGGUGCUCAUGCAGUACUGCGUCGGAGCCAACUACUUCUGGCUGCUGGUGGAGGGGCUGUACCUGCACAACCUGCUGGUGCUCAUGGUCUUCUCCGAGAACAGCUACUUCUCCGGAUACCUGGUGGUCGGCUGGGGGACACCUAUCCUGUUCGUCGUCCCCUGGAUUGUGGUGCGGUACCUGUAUGAAAACACACGGUGCUGGGAGAUAAACGAGAACAUGGCUUACUGGUGGAUCAUACGGUCCCCUAUAUUACUGGCCAUUUUGGUCAACUUUUUCAUAUUUAUUCGCAUCAUACAAAUCCUGGUCUCCAAACUGAAAGCACACCAGAUGAGGUACACAGAUUACAAAUUCAGGCUGGCCAAAUCCACCCUGACCCUCAUCCCCUUGCUGGGCAUUCACGAGGUGGUAUUCGCCGUCAUGACUGAGGAGCGGAUGGAGGGGACGCUCCGAAAUGUCAAGCUCUUCUUUGAGCUCUUCUUCAACUCCUUUCAGGGCUUUCUCGUGGCCAUCCUGUACUGUUUCGUCAAUAAGGAGGUGCAGUCGGAGAUUAAGAAGAAGUGGCAGAGGUGGAGGCUGGGCAUGAGCGUCCUGGACGAGCAGCGCAACACCUGCAGCAACACGCCACAGGGGGGCGCCGGCCUGUCGCAGUGCCAGCACGAGCCUCCCUGCGAGCCGGGGGCGGAGCACCCCGACUGCCAGGCCGAGCCGCAGAAACGGGCGGGCGACGCCCCCGCCUCCGCCCAGCCCCACCCCCACCACCACCACCACCCCGGGUCCAAGAAGGGAAAGGCCUACUGCUACAUCUCAGCGCGCAAGCAGGCGCCCAACGGCACGGACGGGCUCCGGCCGGGGUGCAGCGGGGACGAAAACGCCGGGGCGCCGUACUCCGAGAGCUACUGCUGAACGGGCCGACGACGGGCCCCUGUGUCCCGGCCCUGUGCCCCGGCCCUGUGCCCUGGCCCUGUGCCCCGGCCCUGUACCCCGGCUCGGAUUUGAGCCUGUACUUGUGGCCGUACCUCUCGGUGUGCACAGCCCGCCGCUGCCACGCCCUCCCGGACUUCAGUGCAAUAACCGCUAGCACCUCUGCCUCCGACGGCCUGGCGGGAUACGGAUGAACGUGACCUUUGGCGGGCGGGGACUCCGAGCGUUCGGGCCCCCGGCGCCGUGCCUUCCGCCCCGCCCCGUCCGUCAGGAUCCCGUUCCUUCCUCUUCUUUUUUUUUUUGUGUUGUUCUGGGUCUUUGUUUUGCUACCUCUCGCUGUGUUCUCGGUAAACGUACCUUGGUUCUACUUUGCCACGCCUUGGAGGAGGGACGUCGUCCCCGAAGAGCACCGUGCACGCAGCGGGCAGAGCCGGUCGGGUCGUGUCCCGGGAUUGACUCAGACCCCGGUGUGAUUAGAUUUUCAGCCAUGCAGAAGCAACUAAUUGCCUGCAAAUGUCAGUCGCCACAGUACCCACGUCACUGAAAACAGAUAGACCCGCGCUCGUCGAGUUAGGACCACUACGGACGAUCUGUUUUCUGUCGUCACAGCGAUUACGGACACCACAGAGGGCAACUCUGGGGUCAUCCGCAGUAUAUAAUUUACUUAAUAUGUCUGUCCUGUAUUGCUACCAGGUUAAGCUGCAUUUUUAGGUAUUGUCUGCCGCCAUUUUGCUGAUUCCUGGCUCCGGUUGGAAAGUGUCCAAAAUGUUGCUUUGUCAGCUUGUGAGUUUGUAAACAAAUGCAUUAUUGAGCAUGAUAAACAAAUGCACUUUCUGGCAUCCGGGUAUGAGAAAAUAAUAGCCAAGGACAGCCAUAUGAUAUCCAUCCACUGGAGGAGCCUUGUACUUCCCUGUUUGCAUUUCAUGUCAGUUUGUUUGGCAUCAAAUUCGAAUGUUUCUUGACAUUUCGCCUGCAAAAACAUCAAGUUAAUUGUCAGAUCGAAUUAGACAACGCAAAGUAUAGUUGCAUUGCGCAUUACUGAAAACCAAUGCUGAAAUAAACAAUUCCGCCACGACACAAAAUGAUCGCUAUUAUCGCUAUUUUACGCUUUGAGUUGCUUUAUGGUUGCACUCAGGAUUGUGAAAUCAAAUUACCCUUCUGAAUGCCCUGUCAAUCCAAGGUCUGCCAAGCAGUCUCUUUUUAUUAUUUCUGAGCUUUUGAGGCUAUUAUACAAUUCAGAAAAAUUUAACUUGAGAUGUUCCCUGCACUGCAAUAACUAAAACAUAUUUUAGUCUUGUAAUGAAUCUUAAUCUUAUUUUUUCUCUGAAGUACAAAAUACUAACUUGUGAUAAGUUCCUUUUUGCUUGAUUACAUUACAUUACAUUAUUGGCAUACGGCAGACGCUCUUAUCCAGAGCGACAUACAGUUGAUUAGACUAAGCAGGAGACAAACGGCUGUGCGGAUCUUACUGUAGCUACACCAGGGAUCGAACCGACAACCUUGCAGGUCCCAGUCAUUUACCUUAACCACUACACUACAGGCCUCCCUGUUAGUGAAACAAACAUAUUCAAAGAGCAAAUCUUGAAAUUAGUAAAACUAUCUCACCUCAUUGGCCAAAAAUACACUCAGUGAGCACUUUAUUAGGUAUUUAUUAGACUUAUUUUUUAGACUUAAGUCUUCUGCUGCUGUAGCCUAUCCACUUAAGAGGUUUGAUGCAUUGUGUGUUCAGAGAUGCUCUUCUGCAUACCGCUGUUAUAAUGUGUGGUUAUUUGCACUACUGUCACCUUCCUGUCAGCUUCGACCAGUCUGGCUAUUCUCCUCUGACCUCUCAUUGACAAGGCGUUUCUUCCUCAUUCUGACAUUUGGUCUGAAAAACACCUGAACCAUGUCUGCAUGCUUUAGUUUUUAGGAUUUAGUUGCUGCCAUAUGAUUGGCUGAUUAAAUAUUUGCAUUAACAAGCUGGUGUACAGGUCUAUGUUAUAAAGUGAUCACUGAGUGUAUAUAAUAGAAUUAAAAUAACUAAAAUGUGUAAUAGAAAUAAGAUUUAUGUCUAAAUGGAAUACUGUAUGCUAAAAUUGUUUUAGCAGUGGGAUGCUCUCCUUAUCCAGCCACAAGAAAGAUUGAAAAAGAGCUCCUUCACUUCCCUUUUUGCCUCUGUAGAAGGACAAAAAAUGAAGACUUUGCCAGUCUGGUCCACGAUAUAAAUAGUGCCCCUGUUGUCGAAAUAUAGUCUGACAAAUGGGAACUUAACACAGUAUUGAUAUCCGGUAUUCCUAUGUUGUAUUUUUGACUGCAUACUUUCACCAUUACAGGCACCCUGAGCAGUCAGUAGUCAGUGCAUAGAUUGCGAUACACAAUGCGUCAUAAACAGUAGACUGUAUUACUGUUUCCAUCAAACAAACCUGUGUUCCUACACGCGUUUUACAGGAGAUCUUGAGUCUUCCCUGGAAAUAAAUGCUUAUUCAGACAUCAAGCUCAUUCAGCUUUCUAUUCAGAUAUUCUCAGUUAAAUUCCUGAAAACAGAUAGACAAAGGAAAAGUACCAGUAAUUUUACAACACAACAGUCUAGAAUAUUAAUACAUUUCUGUAGUAAGUUUAAAUGAUGGUUUGGCCAACACAUGGUUUUAGUUUGAUAUUUAAAAACUAUCCUUUUUUGAGCGGGCGUUUAGUGCAGACUGUGUAAGUAGGCAAAUGUCAUGAGAGGUAGCAAUGAAAACCUGGCCUGUCUUAUCCACAAAUACAUCUUUGAAUGUGUAUGAAACUCCUGUUCAAUCUACAACACACCAGUUUGAUGCUAUAUAUCAAGAUGGCACAUUUAAAGCAAAAAAAAAAAAAACGUCACAGUCCUCAACUGUGUAAGCAACGAUGCUGGCAUUAAAAUGUUUUACUAUAGUUGAGACGCCCCAUCUAGUGGACUUAAAAGGUAUUGCAGGCAAAGAAGGCAAACCUCUGAAGUUUGAAGAUAAACGCUGACACAAUGCACUGUCUUUUCUUCACUCAUUCCAGUGCCAAAAUCCAAUAACAUGAAGUGAAAUCCGAGUGACUAAUUCAGCUGGCACUAUAUGUGCCUGUGUUUGAAAGCACACACAGACACAGUAAAAGAGCAGUGCUGUUUAAACUGGCCCUCAUCAAUACUUGCAGUAUGUACCUUUAUGUACUUCUUCAGAAGAUUUUGACCUCUUUUCAGAUAUAAUACAUGUCUUAUGUAUAAACACACAAAAACAUUAGGAGAUUUUCAGCGUGCUUAAACCUCAGGUUUAAACUCCAGCUGGGCGGAGGGGGGGGGGUUUGUUGUUUUCUUUUGUUUUUAAAACCCUUGUAUUGACUGGACACCUAUAAAUCAUACUCUAUCAUAAGUACAUUGAUUGCAGUGAUUUUGUAAUCUAAAACCAUUUGUGAGAAAUACAGUGAUAUCCAUAUCUUAGGAGGAAAGAGGCAAGAUGGAGGUGCAAAAGCCACAACGUUUACAAUAGAUUCUAAAUUUAUUCACCUUUUGGACAGAAAAAUAUGUUUUGGUAGCUAUAGUGCUAGUGGUAGCAUAGAUACCAAAAUAUUCCAAUCUUGGUUGUUUCAGACUAGUCUAUUUCGUCUGUCGUCCUCUUUGUUUAAUUUCAGCUGUCAUCAUUGCAUUUUUCUGCCAGGAUAUUUAUUUCCACUAUUUGUUUAUAAUGACUGUUUUGCAGUAUGUGAGUCGAGUAAACACCAGGCGCUGUAUUACAGUGACCACCAUUAAAACAGCCAAAGGAUAAUAUGACACAACCCUGGUUUUUGUUGAUUAAUUGUGUUAUCGUCACAUGCCAUGCCAUAGCCACAUUCAGGUAUGAUAUAUACACAAAUACAGGCAAUAAUACACAAAUAUGUAUCAUGUUUCAAAAUACAAAACAUACCGAUGUAUCUAGAACCCACCUGGAAAUCUUUGCUUUGCAGGUGGCACAGAUGUUUAGGCCGUAGACCAGAGGUGUCAAAUCUUAUCCUGAAAGGGCCAGCGUGGGUGCAGGUUUUUGUUUUAACCCAGCAGUAACACACCUGAUUAUACUAAUGAACUAAUUGUGGUCUUUAAUCAAGACCUUGAUGAGUAGAAUCAGCUGUCUUAGUCCUGUGCUAAAACAACAACCUGCACAGACACCGGCCCUUUCUGGAUAAGAUGGGACACCCCUGCCGUAGGCAAUAAGCAUUGCAUAUGGAAUACAUAUAGUACAUGCAGUUACUGUAUGUAUGUCAUAAGCAUGUGCUAUACAGUCUAUUCGCAUCCACAUUCUUUAGCGUGAUCCUUUUUUGCUAAGUAUCUUAUACUCAAAUAAAAUAACAGUGUUACUAUUGAACCAAUAUUUGAUAUGUUCCUGUCAAUUUUCCUAUUCAGAGAAUCACUCAUAAUUCCCUUUGUACACAGUAAAAUGUUCAGUGUUAACACUUACAGGGUACAUAUGGCCCCGAUUGGACUCAUAUGGACUGUUAGACUUGAAUUAACACCCGACAUUUUACUGUUUACAUGAAGCCAUGUUGAUCAAGUCUUGACAUUCUUUAUGAAAAUGUAAAAACUAUAGAAAUUCUAAUGCAUAAAAAUAAUCAUUCAUUAAAAUGAUUAACAUGAUGGCAUGUGUAGUGUUAAAUUAAUCCGAAUAGGCUAUUUAUAAUAUUGAUAUGUGAUAUCAGCAUUUCCAUUUGUAUUUUCUCUACAUAGCUCAAAAUGUCAAUCAACAGGAGAACAGGGUGUAUUUAAAAGCCAGAAACUAAACACAUUGUAUAUUGUAUGUUCAAAGUAUGUGCACACAUGUCAAAUAGUUGGGGAUAAAAUAUAGAACAGAAAAUCAGAAUGCAAAUUUUUUUUGUGUUGUUGGGGAGGGGGAUUUCUGUGAGGGCGGUCUUCGUUUAGAAAUAUCCUGGAUGAAUUAUUGCGACAUUCACAAUCCAGGAACAGUGUUUUUCUUUCUUUUCUUUUAUUUUUUUGUAUUUCUAAAUUAAGAUAAGUGAUGUAAAUGUAUUUAUGUAUUACUUGUUAUGGGUUGCACUAUUUAAAAAAUAUUAAAGUUUUUUUCUAAUUUUUAAAAACAAAUUGCAUUUUGCCAUUGUCCUCAAGCUUGUUUAAAAAUAAAUAUGAAAAGAAAUUGUA
Molecule: messenger RNA, 7274 nt
Organism: Conger conger (European conger)
Lineage: Eukaryota; Metazoa; Chordata; Actinopteri; Anguilliformes; Congridae
Gene: gipr
Product: gastric inhibitory polypeptide receptor
Exons: 14
Coding region: 572-2146 (524 amino acids)
Biological process (GO): cell surface receptor signaling pathway; adenylate cyclase-modulating G protein-coupled receptor signaling pathway
Cellular component (GO): plasma membrane
Molecular function (GO): gastric inhibitory peptide receptor activity; peptide hormone binding; G protein-coupled peptide receptor activity
Source: RefSeq, a predicted model, not a curated record